UUUUAAUAUACAAACACCACUGAACUUAAUCCCACCUGUACUCCGUAGUUCGAUCUCCUCCAUUCUAGGCUCUCUCUCCGCCGUCCAGCCAGCCAUGGCAGCCUUCACCGCCGCCUCCUACUCCAAGUACGAGAUCCGGCGGCGAGACCCCAAUCCGAAGGCCGCCGCCCUCCUCGUCAUCGACAUGCAGAACUACUUCGCCUCCACGGCCGCCCCCAUCCUCCCCGCCCUCCGCACCACCGUCGCCCUCUGCCGCGCGGCUGGCGUCCCCGUCCUCUUCACCCGCCACCGCCACCGCUCCCCCGCCGACUAUGGCAUGCUCGGCGAGCGGUGGGCCGGCAACCUCAUCUUCGACGGCACCCCAGAGUCCGAGCUCCUCCCGGACCUGGGCCGCCAUCCCGGCGACCGGGUGGUCGAGAAAAGCACCUACAGCGCGUUCGCCGGGACGGAUCUGGAGGAAAUUUUGCGCGGGAUGGGCGUGGAGGAGGUGAUCGUCACCGGGGUGAUGACGAACCUCUGCUGCGAGACCACGGCCAGGGAGGCCUUCGUCAGGGGUUUCCGGGUCUUCUUCUCCACGGAUGCCACCGCGACAUCGAACAGAGACCUCCACGAGGCCACCCUCAAGAACAUGGCCUACGGGUUCGCCUAUCUGGUGGACUGCAACAGGCUUGAGGCGGCUGUUGGCCGCAAGGCCUGAGGUCUGGGAUUUUCGACAUCAUGAGUGUGGAUUACGGAUAUGGUCAGUCCCAGGCAUAUCAUGGGUGUAUAUUGUUGGAUGUAAUAGUUGCGUGAGAUAAAACUUCUAUUGUAAAUGAAGAUCUGGGGUGUAUGAUGUUAAUUGUAAAUAGCUUGAGGUGAAAAAUACAAGUCCUUUUCCUUAAAUGAUGUGGAUAUCUUCACCAAAAAUGUAAAUGUUGUGUUUCUUGUCUGUUUAUUCUUUAUGGAAUACCAUGCUUCUGUUUUCACCUUGUGAUAA
This is a messenger RNA of Phoenix dactylifera (date palm), 976 nucleotides long. Its product is annotated as nicotinamidase 2-like. Lineage: Eukaryota; Viridiplantae; Streptophyta; Magnoliopsida; Arecales; Arecaceae. The record is from RefSeq and is a predicted model, not a curated record.